Messenger RNA from Penicilliopsis zonata CBS 506.65, 3348 nucleotides. RefSeq lists its product as hypothetical. The record is from RefSeq and is a predicted model, not a curated record. NCBI's taxonomy places the organism in Eukaryota, Fungi, Ascomycota, Eurotiomycetes, Eurotiales, Aspergillaceae. Gene Ontology annotation, molecular function: peroxiredoxin activity; protein binding. Bases 1 to 3348 code for a protein of 1115 amino acids. Gene Ontology annotation, biological process: cellular oxidant detoxification; cell redox homeostasis. Gene Ontology annotation, cellular component: mitochondrion; cytosol. The transcript is spliced from 4 exons.
AUGGCUCAGGAACGCGCUGCCCCCCUCCGCCUCGGCUCGACCGCCCCGGACUUUGAUUCUGAGACCUCGACCGGUCCCAUCAACUUCCACACCUUCCUCGGUGACAAGUGGACUAUCCUCUUCUCCCACCCGGAUGACUUCACCCCCGUCUGCACCACCGAGCUGGGCGCUUUCGCCAAGCUGGAGCCCGAGUUCACUGCUCGCGGCGUCCAGCUGAUCGGCCUCAGCGCCAACCACGUCGAAUCCCACCACCGCUGGAUCAAGGACAUCGAUGAAGUCACCGGCUCCAACCUCAAGUUCCCCAUCAUCUCCGACCCGGAGCGCAAGGUGGCUCAUCUCUACGACAUGAUUGACUACCAGGACGCCACCAACAUUGAUGACAAGGGAGCCGCUCUUACCAUCCGCUCCGUCUUCAUCAUCGACCCCAAGAAGAAGAUCCGUCUGAUCAUGACCUACCCUGCCUCCACUGGCCGCAACACCGCCGAGGUCCUCCGUGUCGUCGACGCCCUCCAGACCACCGACAACCACGGCGUUACCUGCCCUAUCAACUGGCUGCCCGGUGACGAUGUGAUCAUCCCUCCUCCCGUCUCUACCGAGGAUGCCAAGAAGAAGUUUAGCGAGAUCCGCGAGGUCAAGCCGUACGUGCAGCAGCAGCAGCAGCAGCAGCAACAAGCGCAACAGGGUGCCGGGUCUGGCCCGAUCAACCUCUCCGGGCUCGUCUGCAAUGUGCGCCGAACAACCGGUCGUGAACCACACCCGCUGGUUGGAGCGACGACCACAAUAUUGGGCGACAAGCUAUACGUCUUUGGCGGACGCGUGCUUUCACGCAGCCGCCCACAGCUGACGGCUGACCUGUACGAGUUGGACCUGAUUCGGCGGCACUGGACGAAGGUCGAGGCGACGGGCGAUAUCCCGCCCCCGCGCUACUUCCACAGCGUCUGCUCUCUGGGCGACAAUAAACUGGUUUGCUAUGGCGGUAUGUCGCCUGCACCCAGCUCCGCCAAGGAGCCCGUCAGCCAGGCGGCCGACGCUCAGCCAGAGGUGAUCGUCAUGUCCGACAUCCAUAUAUUUGAUGUCCCCUCGCGCGUCUGGACCCGGGUCCCCGCGAACGACUCCCCGCAGGGCCGGUACGCCCACUGCGCCACCAUCCUGCCGUCCAGCGCGUGCUUCACCUCGGCCAGCGCGCCCUUGUCUGCGAUCCAUCACAACCCUUCCUCGUCCAAUCCGCAUCAGGGCAACAUCGGUGUCGAUAUAGACGGGUUUGGCGGAGCCGAGAUGGUGGUCGUUGGUGGUCAGGAUAGCUCCAACACUUACAUCGAACAGGUUAGCGUCUUCAACCUUCGCAGCCUCGAGUGGACCAACACCAGCCCGCUCGGCCGCAGCUGCGGUGCUUACCGUAGCGUUGUAGCUCCUCUGGUUGGCAUGGACGUGUCGGAGAUCGGAUCGGCCGCCAAGAGCCGCGAUGCACAAGAGCCUAUCGAGCAGUCGUCCGGUAACAACGGAUGCCCGAUGCUUAUUUAUUCCAACUACAACUUCCUGGAUGUCAAACUCGAGCUUCAAGUGCGACUGCCCGACGGCCAGCUGAUUGAAAAGCCGAUGCAGAGCCAGGCCUCGCCCCCCGGUCUCCGAUUUCCCAACGGCGGUAUCAUCAACGGACAUUUCGUUGUCAGCGGUACCUACCUCACCUCCUCCAAGCAAGAGUACGCCCUGUGGGCACUCGACCUCAAAACCCUCACCUGGGGUCGCAUCGAUGCCGGUGGGUCUGUCUUUGGCCAUGGCAGCUGGAACCGCGGAAUCCUGUGGUCCCGACGCAACACUUUCGUGAUCCUCGGCCACCGGAAGCGGAGCCUGGUCGAAGACUACAACCAUCGCCGGAUCAACUUUUCGCACGUCUGCAUGGUCGAGCUGGAGGCGUUCGGCCUGUACAACAACCCGUGCCGGACCUCACCGACCUCGGCCUACAUCUCUCACAGUUGUCCUGCAGUGCCGGCCUCGCUGCAGCAGAAGCUCUCGCAGCUGACCUCUGGCGGGCGGCCGUUCUCUGCCGCGUCCAACGAGCUGGGUAAAUUGGCGCUGUCCUUGCACGAGAUGGCCGAUAUGGAACUGCAAGCUGUCGGCGGAGAGCGGAUUCCCGUGAAUUCGCGCCUGUUGACCCGCCGAUGGGGCCCCUAUUUCAUCCAGCUGCUGCGCGAAUCAUCCGACAGUGGCAUGUCGGACGCGGCAACCCUGCGCGGUGCCAUGGGUGCGUAUCCCAGCCGCAACUCCAGCAUCACCAUCACCCCGUCCGUCGGCAACUCCAGCAACUACUCGGCAGCGACGACGCUGGUCAACAACCCGCUACCGCCCUCCAAAUCCCUGCUCGCCAAUCUCGAGAUCCCCUCGGCGCACUCGCUGGCGCCCACCUCGCGCCUACGCGUGCUCUAUCUCCCCCACACCUAUCUGACCCUCCAAGUCCUCGUCUACUACUUCUAUACCUCCUCCCUACCCCCCGCGGGUUCCUCCCUGUGCACCCCGCAGAUUCUCUGUUCGCUUCUUCAGAUCGCCCGCCCGUACCAGGUCGACGGACUCCUCGAAGCCACCGUCGAGCGACUUCACCAGGUCCUCGACGGCCGCAACGCCGCGGCGGUCUUCAACGCAGCCGCCAUGGCUGCGGGCGGUGGCCGCGGUACAGGGUUCGUCAGCGGGCCCGGCGGCACUCUCGAAGCCCUCAACGGCGUGCACGCCGCGACGGGCCCCGCCACGCAGUCGAAACCCAACGCCACAGGCCACCAGAGCGUGCUGGCCUCGGACUCCUCCGACACGGAACACGGCGCGGCGGCCACCGCCAGCAGCGCCAGUACAGGCACCACCAACAACAGUAAUGGCGGGAGACUGGCCUUUGGAGGAGCCAGUACAGCAGCAGGGUCGUCAUCGCGCGGCGUCCCGCUCCGCAUCCAUACGGACUUCUCCUCCUCGUCGGAUCACCACCGGCACCGUGGCCGCCUGCACCACCGGCACCGCAGCGAUCGCGAACGUGAAGACUCGAUCAGCAACGCCAGCACGGCCUCGGCGUCGACGAGCACGAGCUUCAGCCAGUCCGACUCGGAGUACGACACCAACACCAACACGUCGACGUCGCACUCGCGCCACCGCCGCCGCGACACCGACGCCGAGCUACGUCCCGUCCGGGAGAUCUGGACCGGCGAUCUCAGCAGCGUCAUCGGCUUGCAGAAGCGUGGCCUGCGCGGCCUCAUGGAGGGGCGUCGUCUCCGCGAGCGCAGCGCAAAGCCCCAGAGCACCAGCACCGUUUCGGCGGGCCUUUCGUCGGGGGGCACCCCUCAUCUGCUGGAGACGCAGAAUGUUUUUUGA